UAUCAAAAAAGAAAAAGAAAAAGAAAAAGGACGUUAAGUCAAAGAUUUCACACAGACAAAAUAUUACCUACCUAUCUGCCCGUUACACAAUUAGGACAAUCUUAGGUGCAUUCAUAAUAGCUGUUUCACAAAUAUACACUCUUCCAUCCUUAGCAUGUAUACUUUCUCCCUCAAUUUGCUCAUCUUUUAUCACAUCAAAAACAUCAUUCUUUUUGAGUAUUUGAUUCUUGAAAAUUCACAUCAAAUUUUUAUUUCUUCAAUUUUGAAUGGAAUUUUUCCAGAAAGACAAAUCCGUUAGGCUAAAAAGCAACCAUGACAAAUUCUUACAUGCUGAUCCUGAUCAAGAAUCUGUAUACCAAGGUCGCAGUGGAUCUUCAAGAACCGUUAAAUGGACUGUCGAAUUCCCCGAAGGAUUCGACAAUGUGAUCCGAUUGAAAAGUUGUUACGGAAAAUAUCUAACGGCCUUAGACGAACAACAUCUGUUCGGGGUAACGGGUCAAAAAGUUGUUCAAAGUUUGCCCAGUAAAUUGGAUUCAUUAGUUGAAUGGGAACCUAUAAAAGAAGGAUCCAUGGUGAAGCUGAAAACUAGAUAUGGGAAUUAUUUAAGGGCAAAUAGUGGAUUACCUCCUUGGAGGAAUUCAGUUACACAUGAUAUACCUCAUAGACAUCAAGAGUGGAUCUUAUGGGCAGUUGAUACUGUUGAGGUACUGCCAGAAUUGCCUGAUGGAAGCAUUUCACAAUCGGAAUCAGUGGGUGAUGGUGAUUUAAGUUCAUCUUUUCGUCUUACAACUGCUAAAUUUUCCAGGACUCAGUCCUCGAUGAAGUCUGAAGGUAGGCUAAUCUAUUAUCAUGUGGCGAAUGAAAAUGGAAAUGUGAAUGAUUCCGUGGAAGGGCCUUCUUUUCAGUUUAAAGGGCAUGGAUUAGAGGAACUGACUCAAAAGUUGGAAGAAGAAACAGGGCUAGAGAAGGUUAUUGUUUGUUCGCGGAACAAAUUUAAUGGGAAUUUAUAUCCUCUCCGUUUAGCAUUACCUCCAAACAAUGCAACUAUGCAAGUUGUUGUAGUACCUGCAUCGUCUAACGUGGCAAGAGAACUGAUGGCAGAUGUUCCCACGUCCAAAUGGUCGGUGUUGAAGACUCUAUCGUGAAACAUUAUGCCUGCCAAAUAGAUAGUAGAUUCAUAAUCUUCCCCCCAGAGCAGAGGCCGAUCCAGGAUUUGAAGUGUAUGGGUUCAUAUAACGACCUCAAGUUAAUAUAGUAACUAUGCAGAUUCCAGUUGAGAGCAUUAUUUAUUUGUUGAGAGUUUGACAAAUGCAACUCUCUUUGCACUUUGCCUGUAUAUUUUGGUUGCAUAUCAAGUUGAAAUAUCCACUUUUUUCUUGCA
Solanum dulcamara is the source of this 1381-nucleotide messenger RNA. RefSeq lists its product as uncharacterized. The coding region runs from base 267 to 1145 and encodes 292 amino acids. The transcript has 3 exons. The record is from RefSeq and is a predicted model, not a curated record. NCBI's taxonomy places the organism in Eukaryota, Viridiplantae, Streptophyta, Magnoliopsida, Solanales, Solanaceae.